AUGGCGGCCACGGCUGCGGAGGCGGCGGCGACUGCGGCGGUGCCGGGCGACGGUGGGGCCGGUGAUGCCGAGCCCGAGCUGGAGCCCAUCCCGGGCAGCGAGGCCGGCGCGGAUCCUCUGCCCGCCGUCACCGAGGCCGUGGAGUCGGCGGCGCCCGACGGGGAGGAGGCCGACGGCGGCGGCAAGGUUGCUCCCGGCGAGGCCGAGGCGCCGCAGCCCGCCCGGAGCCCGGCCGGGAGGCGGGAGGCGGACGCGCAGAGGCCGGAGAAGCCGCCGCCUCCUCCGCCCGCCGCCCCAGAGGCGGUGCUGGCGGCGGCUGCUUCGGCCCGGGCCGAGCUGCGGGGAGCGCCCGGCCCGGAGCCCGAGCCCUGCCGGCCGCCUGCUGGGCAGCCCGAACUUCCCGAGGAGGAGCCGCAGCCCUGCCCGCCGGCUACUGGGGGCUCCGCGAAGCCGGAGCCCGGGGAGGAGCCGUCCCGGCCGGAGGAGGAGGAGCCGGAUGCUGCUGCUGCCGCCGCUGCCGGGCCCGAGUCGCCGGUGGCCGGGGCUCCCGGUGGAGGGGAGGCGGAGGCUCCGCUGCUGCCCGGCUCGGAGGUGCGGGUCACCCUGGAUCACAUCAUCGAGGAUGCCCUGGUGGUCUCGUUCCGGCUGGGGGAGAAGCUCUUCUCCGGGGUCCUCAUGGACCUCUCGAAAAGGUUUGGACCCCACGGAAUCCCUGUGACCAUAUUUCCUAAAAGGGAAUACAAGGAUAAACCUGAAGCCAUGCAGCUCCAAAGUAAACCAUUCCAAGAUGAGGCACAGGUGAAGUGUGAAUCUAAUGCUGCAGUCCCUGAUGACUCUUCUCUCAUGCAGCCAUCAGAACCAAGCUUAGCUAAAAGCCUAUGGACUUCUAAACCACCUCCUCUCUUUCAUGAGGGAGCGCCAUAUCCUCCUCCUUUGUUUAUCAGGGACACGUAUAACCAGUCAAUACCUCAGCCUCCGCCCCGGAAAAUUAAGCGGCCCAAGCGUAAAAUGUACAGGGAGGAACCCACUUCUAUCAUGAAUGCUAUCAAACUACGACCCCGGCAGGUCUUAUGUGACAAGUGCAAAAACAGUGUUGUUGCAGAAAAAAAGGAAAUAAAAAAAGGUGGCAAUGCAAGUGACUCUUCAAAAUAUGAGGAUAAUAAAAAACGCAGAAACGAGAGUGUGACUACUGUGAAUAAAAAACUUAAGACUGACCACAAGGUGGAUGGAAAAAGCCAAAAUGAAAGCCAGAAAAGGAAUGCUGUGGUCAAGGUUUCAAAUAUUGCCCACAGCAGAAGCAGAGUAGUUAAAGUUUCUGCACAAGCAAAUACUUCAAAAGCGCAGUUAAAUACAAAAAAAGUUCUCCAGAGCAAAAACAUGGAUCAUGCAAAAGCUCGGGAAGUCUUGAAAAUGGCCAAAGAAAAGGCACAAAAGAAGCAGAGUGCAACCUCCUCUUCCAAAAAUGCACACUCAAAGGUCCAUUUCACACGGCGUCUUCAGAACACCAGCUCAGGUUCCCUCCCACCUCGAUUGCGUUUAAAGCCACAAAGAUAUCGGAAUGAAGAAAAUGACUCUUCUCUCAAGACAGGACUUGAGAAAAUACGGAGUGGCAAGAUGGCAACUAAGCCCCAGUCUCGCUGCUCCUCCACCCGCUCAGCAGCUCAGAGACACUAGUCAACUGCUGUUUUUAUGGAACCUCACUACACUGCCACGAAGAGCACCAGCUCAUCAGGACUGAAAGAAAUCUGAGACUGAAUUGUCCUAUUUUUCCUCUGAAAUCUUCACCAAGUAGUAAACAUUUUUUGAAGGGGAAAGGGGGGUAAAUAUGUUAAAGCACCCCCUCGCACCCAGUUAGGGCACCUGUACCUAAUGUACAUUUUCUUUAAAAUUUAAAAAGAUGUUAGGAAAUAUUUUAUAAAACUUUUUUGCAAUAAAUGACGCAUGAAAUUAUUGAAGAUUAUAAGACACUUACAUGCAAGGAACCACUUGAAUUAUUAGUAUGAAGAAUCACUGCAAAUAACUGUUUUUUUUGUAAUGUGACAGUCACGUUUGUAUGUUUUGAUAGGUGCCAGUGAUGGAGCCAAUUGCCUGGGAAGUUGACUGUAACUUUUGAACUUUUAUUUUAAUUCUUAACUUUAGCAUUGCAAUUUUCCAUUCUAUGAGGCUUAGUUAGUAUUUAGUGCAGGUGUUAGCAGAGCUGUGACCUGUGAUCAAAAGCAUGUCCAAAACCAAUUGUAUUGUAAAAUAUGAACAGUCCUGCUAUAUGAGACCAAUGUUUCCCAUAGAGGUGAUGGAAAGGACAGUGACCACAAACUCCAUGUAUCUCUGUAUUAUGGGAAAGCUCCUUCUGUGUGAAUAUGGUUGCAUUUUAUUUAUGCUAUUGUAACACUUAGGGAAUUGAGGAUUUUGAAAAACAUUAAGAAGGGCUACAACAGAGAGUAGCAUUUUGCUUAUGAUACUAUAAGAAGAUGGGAGUCGUGAAUGGAGAGAGAUUAAAUUGAAUGGCAUUUCUAUUUCUAAUCAUGGGUUAAUUUCUCCUUUUGACAAAAAUAUUUUUCAGAUAGGUAACCAGUAGAGCAAAGGUUUUAUUAGUGUUUCUGAUGGUUGUUGAUCUCAGUUACAUUGACUUGUUUGAAUAGCUGUAAAUCAAAAACAAACAAACAAACAAAAACAAACCCAGUGGGUUUUAUCCAUUUUAUUCCCCUCCCCAAAAAGGUGUUUGCUAAGACUUACUUCAGUGGAGCUUGUGAAUGCUGGACACGCUGCUGAAAUACUGAGUUAUUAAAUAUUAAUUUAUUUGUCACUGUUUGACAUUGUGUGCACACUUUCUCAGCAGUAUCAUUUAUUACAAUGUUCUUAACUGGGGAUUUAUUAUAUAACCUGCGAAAAUAUUUGUUUAGAAGAAGUGAAAAUGUGCACAUAAUCUACUCAAAGACAAAUUUUUGUUUCUAGAGAACUGAAAAGACUUGUAAUAAACUCUUUUCUUCCUUAGCAUCCUGAUUCAAUUGGAGAAAAUAGUGUCUUUAUCCAGAUUAUUUAAAAAGAAAGAUACCUUUCCAAGAGGCACCUGUAUCAGCACAAAGACAGUUUCACAGCCUUCAAGUAUGGCGCCUGAAUUAAGUAACACUGAAUUCGAAGUGAGGACAACUCCAUUGUUUGGCUUUGGUGUUGGCAAUGGGUUUAAACUUGUUAAGCAGUCGGGGAAGAGGGAAGUGAGAGGUGAGGACAGUCAUCCAGAUCCAGGAAAGGCGUAUCAAUGAUGCACACACACUGAGCCAGGUCAUGCUUAGUGUUUGCUCAAUUCCUUUUUUUGAGAGCUAAUUUAUUUAUAAAGCCGGAAAUUGAAUACUUACUGCCUACUUGUUAACAAAUAGCUGUAUAAUGCUAUGCAGUAGGUUCAAAUUGUACCAUUUUUCAUAAUAAAAUAUGACUUUUUAAAAUUUCAGAUUAAUAUUUUACAGUGCUCUUCCUUUUCACUGGUCAGAGGAUCAGUGGUUUGGUCCUGUUUGUGGCCUGAGAUUUAACUAGAAUUUAGAAAAAUGAAGAUGUCUGAUUUGGUGAAAGGGGAAGCAGUUUGGUAUAGAGUAUGUGCUAGCCUUUCACCCUCUAGUCACUAAACCCCAAUUGUAUUGAUAAUGUACAAGGGUCUUGGCCUAUUAAAUAACAUUUUAAUACACACACACAAAAAAAAACACAAACAAAAAACACAACUGAACAAAAGAGAAGCCACCAAACAACAUGGCACAAAACAGUUUCUGCUCAGGAAAAAGGCCCAGGACUGUAAUAGCAGGGUUAUUGCACAUUGGAUUGAAAACUGAUUGAUGUUGUAAGUAGAAGCCAGUAGUGCCUGCCUGUGUGACAUCUGACUCUUAACCAGUGCUCUUAUUUCCUCAUCAUCAUGAGCACUUGUGCGCAGCAGCUGAAAUACAGAGAAAAACAAAAACAUUCAAGAGUGAUGCAGGUCUCUGCAUUGGAUAAUAUGGGUAUAUAAGCAAAUAGCAUAAAAAUAGACAAGGUAGCUAAUUGUACUUGCGUUUGUUUUCACAGAAAGUAUUGCAGCCAUUUUGUUUGAAACCAGAUUUUCAUUUUGAAAUGAAAUUGUCAGGGAUAUUCUAAUGAUAGAGAAUUACAGUAAUGUAUUGCUUUUCACUUUUUUGCUUUAGUUGCUUAAUAUUUAAGCUUUGCUCCGUGCUACCUUCUUGUCUGUAUAUUGAAUGGUCACUAUGCCUCUUUCAUUUUGUAGACUUGAAUGAGGAAAAUAUGAUUCAUCCUUUAAGGUUUGCUGAGAAGUAAAUGAUAAAGAAUGUUGUGUAACAUUUAUUCAAAUAAAGCCUUGAUUUUUUUCAGUGCUCUUUUAAAGGGAAAUAAUGUUGAAUAAUGUUUUGUCUUAGCUUCCUUGUUUUAUUAGUCCUUGACCCAAAAGCCUUUGAUUUCUGUUUUUUCUGCUUUUUUUUUUUUCUUCUUUUUCCCUGAAUUAAACAAAGAUUAAACUG
Messenger RNA from Cygnus atratus (black swan), 4493 nucleotides. It is a transcript of the gene PWWP2A, whose product is annotated as PWWP domain containing 2A. The record is from RefSeq and is a predicted model, not a curated record. NCBI's taxonomy places the organism in Eukaryota, Metazoa, Chordata, Aves, Anseriformes, Anatidae. Gene Ontology annotation, molecular function: chromatin binding; histone binding. The transcript has 3 exons. Gene Ontology annotation, cellular component: nucleus. Bases 1 to 1674 code for a protein of 557 amino acids.